AUGGCGAACGCACAUCCCAAAUCCGUCUACAAAAACAGAACUCCUCACAGGUUUUCUGCAGAAGUUCGAAGCUCACUUGGUCACACAACUUACUCCUGCAGUUAUACUGAAAUAACUUGACAUCAAAAUGACGAUUGAUGUGUACAUGAAACUGACUACGGGGCGUGUUUUUCACAUGCCCGUGUCGGAGAAUGAGACCAUACGGGAGCUGUGCGAGAGAGUAGCGGUCGAAGAGGGGGUUCCAGGCAACUGUUUACGGUUCAAGUACACGGGCAAAGUGCUCAACAAAGAUUAUACCAUCGGCUACCUCGGUGUCCGGCCAGAAACCAUUCUUAAGGCAGAUAUCAUAAAACCGAAGUCACUGACAGUGCAUGUGCAAUGCCCAAGUGGAGACACAAUCACUCUGGUAAUACAAAAUGUCACAGAGCUAAAGGAAAUCAUGCUAAGGAUAAAAGACCGGCGGGAAAAGCUCGGCCAAUACGAUCCCCAAAUCAACACAAGGUUACAAUUGAAUGGAAAAAACUUGGUGGGUGAGAACAAUAUUGCCCAAGAUCUAGGAAUUGUAGAUGAGUCUUCCCUGAAACUGGUUGAGCAGGCCCCUGCAGGUGAUCCCGUCGCUGUUCCCCCAGAAGAAGACCUCGACCAAGCAGCUCUUGAUGAGCUGAUGGCUACAUUUGCAGAAGGUUUUGGUACAGACCAGGAUGUUGAGGUUGUCUUCUCGUUUGAUACAACAGGCAGCAUGUAUGGUUCCCUCACUGAGGUAAGGAGUAAGCUGGACCAGACUGUAACUCGUUUACUGCGGGACAUUCCCAAGAUCCGUAUUGGAAUCAUGUCUCACGGUGACUUCUGUGACUAUGAAACUUACGUGGUUCGCUCCAUCGACCUGACCUCAAACCUUGAAGAACUUCUUGAGUACAUCAAUAAUGUGCCCAGAACAGGUGGAGAAGGUCCAAAUGCUUGCUAUGAAUGGGUAUUGCACAAGGCACAUGACCUAUCAUGGAGUGAAGAUGCAGCCAAAGCCUUGGUCAUCAUUGGUGAUGUGAAACCCCAUGAAGUCAGCUUCACAGACCAACACAUCAACUGGCAUGAUGAACUGGAUAGGCUCUGUCAGCGUGAAAUCAAGGUCUAUGGAGUUCAAGUCUACGACCAAACAGAGUUUACACCUUUCUACAAGGAACUAGCUGAGAAAUCUAGAGGGGCGUAUAUCAAGUUUGCACAUUUUAACUGCCUUACGGACAUGUUCCUUGCUGUUUGUUAUCGUGAGGCUGGGGAGGCUCAGCUCCAGCAGUACGCGGAGGAAGUCACACAAGACGGUCGCAUGACGGAGGAACUGACAGACAUGUUCAAGCAGCUGAAGGAUAAACCUUCUACAACUGAGGAUGAGAUCGAGAAGAAGGAGGAAACAGCUGAAGCCGGAGCAGCUGAAGAGACCAAAAAAGGCAACUAUGUAGCAUUACCGUGGUGGGACCCCAAACUAGACGAAUCAAAAGUCCCAGUUUUUACUUACUGCAGUGAAACAGACGUUUGGAAAAGAAAACCAGUAGUGUACAGACAAGGUUAUAAUGAUGGCCCACGAAAGAGGAGAGGAAUCAAGCGAUGUGUGGUCAUGUAAAUAAACAGCAUCCCAAGAAGACGACUCUUUACAUUCGAAUAAGCCAGUAUUAAAUGGAAGGUAUACAUUUUGUAAUUACUCAAACAAUUUAUUACCAUAGCAACUUACUUGGUCAGAAGCACUGCAAUUGUUGGUAAAGUAUAAUAUUUUGAGAAAUAUGAAUGUUGGCUUAGAGAGAGGUAUUUAAAAAUGUUUCAAUCUGGGAAAUAUUUUUGCAUGAAGUGGUUCUCAGUUUGUGUUUUUCCCAAUGACAGAGUCGUCUACCUCUGCUCGGACAUAACUGCUUUAGAUUUUUAUUUGACAUCUCUGGAACGCUAAUAAUGCCUUUUGAAAUAAAAUUUUCACAGGUUAGUUUUAUAUCCACAUUUAAUAUUGAUAUUGUUAUAAUAAUAUUAAUAUAAAAAAAACCUGGAUGACUGAGAAUAUUUGAGAAGAUCAAAACGAUUGAACAAAUCAAAACCCAUAAGGCACGCCUUGCCUCAAGACGAUGUUUACUUCCAUCACAAUCAAAAAUACCAAAUCAAACUCGAAAUUUGCUCAAGAAUUUAUCUUCAAUAUUAAUGGUACAACAGAUUAUAAAUAUUACACAAAACUAGGUGUUUUGCAACAAAGAUGAUAACAUGAAUGCUUGGAAGUACAUUAUUUGUAUUAUUUGUAUUUUUAUUAAUUAAACAGUGGUGAUUUGUAAAAAUGAAAAUUUUGUGAACAUAUUGGGAUGUUACCGAAGGAAAUGAUAAUGUGAAAAUGUCAAAUUGAUGGAAAUGAUCUAAGGUUAGUUUAAAAAACUCACUUUAAAGGGUGAUAGAAGAAGCAUUCAGCUGUUGGUAGACAACCCCAAGGCACCUGCCAAAGUUUGAAAUUUGAUUGUUUUACUCAUCAAAUAGUUGUCGUGGCCAAGUGGAUAAGAGCACCAAACUCAAGCUCUAGU
Asterias rubens (European starfish) is the source of this 2540-nucleotide messenger RNA. RefSeq lists its product as uncharacterized. The coding region runs from base 128 to 1612 and encodes 494 amino acids. Gene Ontology annotation, molecular function: protein binding. The record is from RefSeq and is a predicted model, not a curated record. NCBI's taxonomy places the organism in Eukaryota, Metazoa, Echinodermata, Asteroidea, Forcipulatida, Asteriidae. The transcript has 10 exons.